AUGAAGAUGACCUUCACAUCCUCAGGGAAGGUGGAGGUAGAGGCAUGGCUAGGAGUUCCUCAGCAGCAGCUCCCUACACCAAAGAUCACAGGUUGCAUUUGGAGAAAGCCUUUCUGCAAAGCCAAGAGGAACAGCAGCAAAAUGAGCACAGUUUUCAGACAAGUGACUUUCUCCAACACCUACAACAACUCCAAUAGUGUUACUGGUUUCAUCCUCCUAGGAUUCACCUACACUGGAGAGACUCAGAAACUUCUCUUCAUGCUACUCUUGACAAUUUACAUUCUGACCCUCUUGGGGAAUGGGUCUAUCAUUUGUGCUGUGUGCUGGGAUGAGCGAAUUCAUACCCCCAUGUACAUACUACUGGCCAACUUCUCCUUUCUAGAGAUCUGCUAUGUCACUACUACUGUCCCCAAUAUGUUAGCCAACUUCUUCUCUGAGACCAAAGUCAUCUCCUUCUCUGGAUGCUUCCUCCAGUUCUAUUUCUUCUUCUCUUUAGGAGCAGUAGAAUGUUUUUUUCUGGCCAUCAUGGCAUUUGAUCGGUAUCUUGCCAUCUGUCGUCCUCUACACUACCACACCAUCAUGACAAGACAUCUCCGAACAAGCCUGGUUGUCAACUGCUGGAUAAUUGGUUUCCUCUGGUUCCCUGUCCCCAUUAUCAUCAUCUCCCAGUUGUCUUUUUGUGGCCCCAAGAUCAUUGACCAUAUUCUAUGUGACCCCUCCCCAAUUCUAGUACACACCUGUACACCAGCUCCUAUAAUGGAAUUUACCUGUUCCUUCUUGAGUUCUAUGAUUCUGGUUGUCCCCUUCUUCUUUAUCAUAGGGACCUAUACUCUGGUCCUGAAAGCUGUGGUGAGGAUACCUUCAGGAAGAGGUAGGAAAAAGGCCUUCUCUACCUGUGGUUCCCAUCUUGUUGUAGUGUCCCUCUUCUAUGGAUCUGCAAUGGUGAUCUAUAUGAGACCAAGCUCUGGGCAUGAAGCAGAGACCCAGAAGGUUGUCACCCUGUUUUAUUCCAUGGUGACCCCAUUCUUAAACCCUGUCAUCUAUAGCCUUAGGAAUAAGGAGAUGAAAGAUGCCCUGAGGAAAGUACUAGGAUAUGAGAAUGAAAGUCUUUGUAAAAGAUAUCCUUUGAGAUCCAGCUAA
Molecule: messenger RNA, 1140 nt
Organism: Dromiciops gliroides (monito del monte)
Lineage: Eukaryota; Metazoa; Chordata; Mammalia; Microbiotheria; Microbiotheriidae
Product: olfactory receptor 11G2-like
Exons: 3
Coding region: 1-1140 (379 amino acids)
Biological process (GO): G protein-coupled receptor signaling pathway
Cellular component (GO): membrane
Molecular function (GO): olfactory receptor activity; G protein-coupled receptor activity
Source: RefSeq, a predicted model, not a curated record